Molecule: messenger RNA, 633 nt
Organism: Ascochyta rabiei
Lineage: Eukaryota; Fungi; Ascomycota; Dothideomycetes; Pleosporales; Didymellaceae
Exons: 2
Coding region: 1-633 (210 amino acids)
Source: RefSeq, a predicted model, not a curated record
AUGCUCUACUCGUCUCUCGUCGUCGCCGUCUCGGCGCUUGCCGGCUUCGCCGUGGCUCAGAACAACACCGUCAUCCCUUGCUGCACAGUGCCCAUCAACAACGUGCCCGAGGGCGACAGGGAGGACUGGUGCAAUGCCCAGGAGAACACUUGCGUCGACCUCUGCGGUGGCCAGCGCAACGUUGCCAGCAACGGCAACACGUGCGAUGCCUCUACUCUCAACUUUGAUUGCAAAUGCACCAACGGCACCGACAUCUCCUCGGCCAUGAGCGCGUACGAGCAGACCGUCCCCGCCCAGAUGUGCUUCUUCUGGUACGACGCUUGUGUUAACGCCACCAUUGGCCCCAACGGCGAGGGCAACGCUGCACAGCAGUUCGACUGCGAGACCGCCCGCAACAACACGUGUGGUACACUCACGACCGAUGAUGGCUCUUCUGGCUCUUCUGGCUCUUCUAGCUCGUCUGCCUCUCCCUCCGCUACCCGCUCGUCCACCGGUGGUGCCUCUAGUUCCCAGGCUUCCACCACUGCGUCUAGCACUGCUGCUGCUUCCUCUGGUGCUGCCAUGGCCAACCUUGCUCUCGGCACCCCUGCUCUUGCCGCUGGUCUUCUCGCCAUAUUCGGUCUUGCCUUGUAA